CGGACUGCUCCACUCCGCACGCUGUAAGCUCCGCCCGCCCCGUGCGUCUCCCUCAGCCCUCAUUCAAAACAGAACACAGCUGUUGCGAGGCGCAUCGUCGUGUGUGUGUGUGUAUAUAUGCGUGUAUAUUUAUAUAUAUAAGUGUGUGUGUGUGUGGGGACGUUUUAGCCUUAAAAAAAAAACAAAAACUGUUAGCCUGCUGUCUUCUUGUUGGCCUCUGAUGUGCAGCACUGGAAUAUCAGAGGGACGAAGGAAGAAAACGGCACACUUGGACGGCAGGAUCCAGCCUCAGAGAACGACAGGACUCGAGAGACAAAGACGGCAAUACAGAUCAACAGGCUAACCUCACGUCCAACACUAUGCGCAUCUGACACGACUGAGGGCCGGUCCGGCUUUGCUGCAGCUGAGGAUGAUGAAUGGUCUCCUGCGCUAAAACUAGAUGGUGUGGGAAUGAUGGACCUCCCUAAUGGUCAAUCAGGCAUCACCACCACCGCUGCAACAGUCUCUGAGAAGAGCAGCAGCUCAGAAUCUCUCAGCGAUAAGGGUUCUUCAGACCUGAAGAAGAGUUUCGAUGCUGUUGUGUUUGAUGUGCUGAAGGUCACCCCUGAAGAAUAUGCAGGCCAAAUCACGCUCAUGGAUGCUCCUGUGUUCAAAGCCAUCCAGCCAGAGGAGCUGUCAAGCUGCGGCUGGAACAAGAAGGAGAAGCACAGCUCCGCUCCAAAUGUUGUGGCCUUCACUCGCAGGUUCAACCAGACGAGUUUCUGGGUUGUACGAGAGAUCCUCCAUGCACAAACGUUGAAGAUCAGAGCCGAGGUGCUGAGUCUGUACAUUCGCACUGCCAAGAAACUGUGUGACAUGAACAACCUCCAUGCGGUCAUGGCUGUGGUGUCAGCGUUACAAAGUGCUCCCAUAUUCAGACUUACCAAAACAUGGGCGUUACUGAGUCGAAAGGACAAGGCGACGUUCGACCGGCUCGACUACCUGAUGUCCAAAGAAGACAACUACAAACGUCUGAGAGACUUCAUAAGCAGCCAGAGCAUGGUCUCCUGUAUACCAUACCUAGGGAUGUACCUGUCUGAUCUGACCUAUAUAGACUCCGCCUACCCCUCCACGGGCAGCAUACUGGAGAACGAACAGAGGUCGAACCUGAUGAACAACAUUCUCAGAAUCAUAUCGGACCUGCAGAGAUCCUGCACCUAUGAUAUACCAGUGUUGCCUCACAUACAGAAGUAUCUCAACUCAGUCAGGUAUAUCGAGGAGCUGCAGAAGUUUGUGGAGGACGACAAUUACAAGUUGUCACAGAAGAUUGAGCCAGGCACCAGCACACCACGGGCAAACGCCUCUAAAGAGGAUCUCGUAGGCCAAGAAGCAUCUGCAUCGCCACUCUGUGGCCGUAAAUGUACGAUAGCAGCUGAAGGAACCAAAGUCCCGGCCACGCCGCCCUCCCCCAGGAACCUGCUGCCCUACGGACACAGGAAGUGCCACAGCCUGGGCUACAAUUUCAUCCAUAAGAUGAAUACCGUGGAGUUUAAAAGUGCUACGUUCCCCAACGCCGGUUCUCGCCAUCUGUUGGACGACAGCGUGAUGGAGAGCCACAGUCCAACCCGGGGCCAAGCAGAGAGCUCAACUCUGUCCAGCGGUAUUUCACUUGGGAGCAGCGAGGGCUCCGAGCUCAGCGAAGAGGUGUCUUGGCCAGCUUUUGAGAGGACUCGGUUCUAUCACUCUCUGGGCCCAGUGACCCGUGUGGCCCGCAUCCCCUACAGAGGAGUCCUGAGGCCCAGCAGCUCGGCGGAGUCGGAGGAGCUCGCCGUUCACUUGUAUCCCGGCGCGGUCACAGUGCAGGGGGUGUUGAGACGGAAGACUGUGCUCAAGGAGGGCAAGAAACCAACAGUGGCAUCGUGGACCAAAUACUGGGUCGCUCUUUGCGGAGUCCAGCUCUACUACUACCCUGCCAAGUCCCUGAAGGCCACUGAGAGAAAACACUUCAAGUCGACGUCCAGUAAAUCCGUAUGCGUGGUGGGUCUAAUGGCCAUGAUGGCCGACGACCCCGAGCAUCCCGACGUCUUCUUGCUGACAGACUCCGAGCACGGUAACACCUACAAGUACCAGGCAGGGAACAGAAUGAACGCUUUGCUCUGGUUCAAACAUCUGAGCGCUGCCUGUCAGAGCAAUAGGCAACAGGUGCCAGCCAAUCUGAUGUCAUUCGAGUGAGCGACGCUGAGGAGUGUGACUGAGCAAAGGAGAGAGGGACAAGGAAGCAGACAGAGGAGGAUGAGGAGGAGGAGGAGGAUGAGGAGGAUGAGGAGGAUGAGGAGUAUUGACUCAGUAGUGGGAGCUUUCACUGCCAUGAGCCCUGAACGCAGAUUCUCCGAUUCUAGCCCCGGCCUCACUGCAGCCUCACCUGCCACCACUGCCUUAACCAGAGUACCCUGUGUGUGUGUGUGUGUGUGUGUGUGUGUGUGCGCGUGUGCGUGUGCGUGUGCGUGUGCGUGUGCGUGUGUGGAUGAAAGUGUUUUUGGAUGUGCUGACUACUGAACAAGGACCUGCACCACUGCUCUCGUCUCCCAUUUGCUCAGUGUCUUUUUGUUUUUACUGUUCAGCACUUCAGCGGAGCCAUUCGACUUCUCCUCUCCUCUCUCUCGCAAGCAGACUGUCCUCUCUGGAGCGGACAGACGAUCCUCUGCUCUGUUUUUUCUUUUUCUUUUUCUUUUUUUUUAAAGGGGUUUACUAUUUUUAUUUGUGUCCCCGCCAACGCUCGUAUGCAAGAUUUCUCCUGCCUUUUUCAAUCGGCCGGACACACAAUCACAACACGCACACUCACAUCGGACUAACCCAUCGGACUUUGGAGGGUUUGAAAACACUUUUUCUUUUUUUUUUUACUUAAUCGGUUCACAUUCAAUUGUUGAACUCUUGAUUCACUUUAGUUGGCUUGGAGUCACACGAUUAUUUACAUGAACUACGUACUCACUCUUUCUCUCACACACACACACACACGCCUAUUUGAUCGCAUCAUAAACGUAAAGGGCUCUGAUUCGCAAGUGAUUCCAGCAGAGACAAUUCCCACACUUCCUGAAUGUGUCCAGUUUUUAUUACAGAACUUAGCCUCCCCUACACACACACACACACACACACACACAUACACUUUUUUUUGUCAUAUACUCUGCUGUGUGUUCUGUACGACGUACGUGUGUGUGUGUGUUUGAAUCACUGCACAGGCUGAGGAGGGGUGAGGGUGGGAGGGCAAAUAUUUGCUUAAAUGACAGGAAUCUUGUCUGUGUUCAACAUAGGUACGAUAAUCCCAGAAUCUAAGCUAAGACGUGUUCGGGGUCGGGUAGAAGACAAUUAAUCUUUUUUUUUUUUUUUUACAAAUCUGUAUCUUUGUGUUUCUCCAGUGUUGUCUGCUCUUUGCUCAAACAAACAACAAAAAAAAAAGAAAAAGAAAGAAAGCGGCGCUCGGUUCACCAGACUCACACACAUACUAAACACUAAAGACUUUAAGCUGUGAAAGAGUCCAACAGAGACAGAGACAGAGAGAGAGAGCAACGAGAACUCAUCACACAUGAUUUUAUCUCCUCUUCUUGUUGCUUAAUAUGGUUAGAGCCUCUGGUCUGGAGCAGACAUUCAAAGCUACCUGGAGCCAUACAGAGUCUAUUUUAAAUCUUGUUUGUUUAUAUUAUUUUGUGUUAGUUUUUGUUUCAUUUCUUUCGGGAGGGAUGGUGCAGUUCACAGUAUUACCAUGUAGUAGUUUCGUCUGUUACAUUUGAAUGUUACAUUUUGUGUUUUUUUUGAGCAGUUACUUUGAAUAUUUUAUGUACAUGUGAAUUUUCUUUUCUCUUUUUUUUGUGUGUGUGUGUGCCCCUUCUAUUCUAUUAACCAGGACCCAGCUCAAUUUUAGACCCUAACCAUAUUACAUCUGAUUAGGAAUAGCUUAAGCACCUUGGUUAUGAUUAGUGCCAAGUGAUGUAACGUCACUGUUUUUUUUCUUCAGGUUGACAAAACGUUAGGACGGGACAGAGCUGCAGUGGGUAGUGGUGUGUGAACAGUGAGGAGGAAAGGGGAGGGAGGGAAACAAAACCUGGGAUUUGACCACUGUGCAUCACAGAUGUUUCCUGGUGCCACAAAUGGACAACUGCUGUUUGUUUUCAUUGGGAGCAAAUUGCAUCCAAAUGCAGCAAACAAGAUGAGGAUCAUGGAGCUGACAAUGAUGGAGGGGAACUCAGUAACGUUCAUCAGAUUCUACUAUCCUUUUUAAAAAACAUUUGUUUACACUGUAUGUUUACACAAUCAUUUGCCCAAAAUCACAAUCCCUUUAAUGCUCCACAUGUACUUUAUGAACUUUAAGACAUGUAUUACAGUAUGUAGAAGCAAAUGUCCCGCUUAUCAAUGGGGUAUUUUAAGCUCAGCGUUAGUUACAGGUUGUUGAAAAAGGGAGGCGAUGGGACACUCACCCGAUCCCCUCUGGUGUGCUUCAGUCAACCCUUCUUCUUCUUCAGGCUAAUAUCCAGGCCCACUUAUGCAUUUAAACUGUCUUCAGCACAAUAGUCAAGAAUUCAAACUGAGGCAAAGACAAUUUAGUGCCCAUAAAGAGAUGUCCAAUCCUUUUUUUUUUUGUAUUGUAUAUUAACUGAAGGAGAGAUGGUCGUAGGUGAACCUGUGGAAGAAUGAAUGAGGACGCCAAAGACAGGCACACGAAACACGGCAGUUAGUAUGUGCCUAUGCACACUUCUCUAUUUUUUAUAAAAACAUUGUAAUUCAAGCAGUCCGUCGAGGCUGACGUGUGCGUAAUCCUUCUGUGUGACAGACCCCCCCCUCGGCUGAUGCCACGACUCGUGUCGUACAGGAAGUAGAUAGUGGGUACUGUACUCACCUGUGUCUACCUGUGUUUUGUUUUGCUGCAUAAUUGAGCAGAGACUUUGAAUGGACAAAAUCCCAGAGCUGAAGCACUAUAGAAGGCUGAUCACUGCUGGUAUUUUAAUUGGAUUGGUUGGCCAAGAGCGGCUGUGAAUGAAAGAAAUAAAACAGGUUGGACAGAGUUUUGGGCGGUUUUGGAGCGGAGGCAAAUUGUUGCAGUGAAGCAAGAACUGAUGUGAACUCUGAGGGGGGAAAAAAGGAGUGUAAACAGAAGUAGCUGAGAUGUAAACACACACACAAUGUAGACAGUCAACAUCCCCAUCACAUUUCCCCUUCUUUCAUGUUAAUCGAGAACGAUGAAAGACAGACUGUUACAAGUUUUAAACCUAACCCGACUUGUCGUGGGAGGUUUAUUUGAAUCAGUUUAGGCGUAACAAUCUUCCCCUGGUGUACAAACCCAGAUAAUGUCGAGCGCUUUUUGUGAGGUUUUCCUCACUGUAACCUGAGUUUACAUGUUUUUUCUUUUUUUAUUAUUAUUAUUAUUAUUUCUGUACAGCGUAUGGUCAAAAUAACAGAAACACGUGUUUCAAUUUCGGGAUGUUUUGUGGUUUUUAGUCGACUCAUUUCUUGGAUUUCAAGGCCAAUCACUACUACAACAUAAUGACCCUGUGAUCAUCUUGUUAUGGGAUCAGUGUGGAGAAAAUUUAAAAAAUGUCUGGCGCUCCUCAUUUAAGAUAAUUUCUGGUUAUUACAAAGAAACUUGAUAACAUGCUUGAAAAUUCCCCUUUUUAAGUGGUGAACGUUCAUGUUGUUUCCUUUUACAUUGACCAUACUUUCUACAAAUGCACAAUUUGCCCUGUAUUAACUGUGUUUGAGUGAAUCUGCUUCCUGAAUUCAUUCUUUUAUUAACAGUCAUGAACAGUUGAGAUGAAGGGUUCAGCCAGACGAAGUGUUCGGCGUGGUUAUACGACGUGUUAAUCCUCUGACGAGGAGGAGAAUCAAUGUGAAUCUGUGCCUCCCGUGCACCGGACAGGCAUCAUUCACUGUUUACCAAGGACAAGCAACAGCAAACCUUCGUUCAAGUCUCUGAAGGUGACGAGGGUGAUGUGUAGUUGACCUUUGACCCUCACCCUUUUACCUGGCUCUGUGUGCAUCUGUCUCUGUCUGCCUGUGUCAUGACUGUGGCGAGCGCUGUGACCUCGCCGCCGAGUGAUGCGCUCGCCUGGUGUGAAGACUGAGAACCAAUAAACACUCUGCCCUUUUUUUACUCCACA
Molecule: messenger RNA, 6125 nt
Organism: Larimichthys crocea (large yellow croaker)
Lineage: Eukaryota; Metazoa; Chordata; Actinopteri; Sciaenidae
Gene: ralgps2
Product: Ral GEF with PH domain and SH3 binding motif 2
Exons: 21
Coding region: 451-2211 (586 amino acids)
Biological process (GO): Ras protein signal transduction
Cellular component (GO): plasma membrane
Molecular function (GO): guanyl-nucleotide exchange factor activity
Source: RefSeq, a predicted model, not a curated record